UUUCCUUACGCGUCGCCGCCCGAGCAGUUUUGCGCUGCGCCUGCCGCUGCUCGGGGCCAUGGGGGCGGCCGUGUUCUUCGGCUGCACCUUCAUCGCCUUCGGGCCGGCCUUGGCCCUCUGCCUGCUCACCGUGGCCGGGGACCCCCUGCGCGUCAUCAUCCUGGUGGCCGGGGCCUUUUUCUGGCUGGUCUCUCUCCUCCUGGCUUCUUCCAUCUGGUUUAUUUCGGUGCAUCUGAGCGACCGAGAAGACGGGCGUCUGCAGCAUGGCCUCCUGAUGUUCGGGGCGGCGGUGUCGGUGUUGCUGCAGGAAGCCUUCCGUUUUGGCUACUUCAAGCUACUCAAGAAAGCUGACGAGGGGCUGGUCACCAUCAGCGAAGACGGGCGCUCUCCCAUCUCAAUCAAACAGAUGGCGUAUGUGUCGGGCCUCUCCUUCGGGAUCAUCAGUGGCAUCUUUUCGGUCAUCAACAUCCUUGCAGAUUCCAUCGGGCCGGGCACCGUAGGGAUCCAUGGGGAUUCUCCCCAUUACUUCAUCACGUCAGCCUUCCUCACCAUGGCGUUAGUUUUCUUGCACACGUUCUGGGGGACGAUUUUCUUCGACGCCUGCGAGAAAGGGCGCUACUGGAAGUUGGCUCUGGUGGUUGCCAGUCACCUGGUCACCUCCGGACUGACGUUCCUCAAUCCGUGUUACGAGGCCAGCCUCAUCCCCAUCUUCUUCAUCACGUUCUCCACGGGGGUGUGGGCCUUUUUCACGGCCGGAGGCUCCCUGGGAAGCAUCCUCGCCUGCCUCUCCUGCCGGCGGAAAGAGGAGGACCACAUCAUGGUGUACUCCGCGCUGCAACUCCCCGUUGAGGACUGAAUCGCCCCUUUUGGCCUCCGGAUACCAGGACGCUUCGAAGAGAAGACGAUCACCCAAGUGCCCUCUCUUCUUGGCAGCUGUAAAUGGCGUACUUUUGAGCUCUUGUCUCCCCCUCUCUCUGCCUCCGUUGAUGGCAGGACUGGCAUCAACGCCGCAGGAAUUCCUCGGCUCUUGGAUUUCAGGACAAGGCCCCCGCCUUGCAGUUGGGAAUUUCAAUUUUUCCUCUGGUGUGUGUGUAUGCGUGACGUUUGUGUUUGUGUUUCCUUCUCGCAUCUGUCCGGGAAGAUGGAAAUGUCGCUUCACCUCCAACGAUCCCUUGUCUUUGCUAGAGGAAGAGGCUGAAGCGAGGCCGAAGCGAGGCCGCAGCCCCGAUCCCUCCUAACUUACACUCCGUCAGAUGGAUGAUUCCUGGAGGUGCUGAGAGUGGCGGCCUCUUCGUACGCCAGCUUGGGAUGCAGCGCGCUGCAUUUCUUGGACUCGUGGCCUUGGCAGAAAUGAUUUUCAGUCGGCCAUGCCCGGGCGAAGACCCUGUCCCCUGGUCGGCAACUAUUUUGGCCGGAAAGGAGAGCAGGCCUAGUGGGCCAAGCACCUUCCCUCCCCGAGAGGACGGCAAGCAAGCCUAGUGGUCUCAACUGCCACUCCUUUUCCCUUUUCCCUCUGAACUGGGAGCUAGUUCAGCAGCCUGGAUUGGGCCCCGGGGCUGACCCUAUUCUGGUCCAUGUCAGUUCUUGCCCCACUUUGAGCAUUUUGAAGAGUGCACCUUUCCCCCCGUCCUGUAGAGCUUUUCCCCCCAGUCUUGAUCCGCUGCUCCCGAGUAAUCCCAGCGCACAUCUCAACCCCAAUUCCUCCUGCCCAUUUUCAGGUUGGAGAGAUUAUCCGGUUUUUGCAGGCCAAACUAGAACCUCUCCUCCCUGACAUGUGUAUGUGUGUGUUCAGUGUUGUUUUUUACUGUCCGGCCCUCACCACUGGCUGUUGUGGCUCAUGGGAGUUGUAGUCCACUCUCCACAUCCGGAAAAACACAAGUUGCCCACCAGAAGAUGGCGAGCGUGUAAGGCUGCAUUCCAGAUGUGUCGGGACUACAAUUCCCAUCAUCACUGGGCUCGCAACCAGCUUCCCUGGAAUGUUGUUUUGUUGGUUGGUUUGUUUUUGACUCUCCAGCUAGACUUGAACUCAAGUUAUUUGGCUGAAAGCUUGUGUUUUUUAAUUAACGUUCUUUGCUCCCUGAUGUUCCUGAGAACACACCGGUGACGUGUCCGAGCACCGUAGCCCUUGACGGUUCUCUCUCUCUCUCUUUUUUAAUGUUUUCGCUCUGUCUCCUUUUGCUCUGUGCUGUCGGUGACUCGGCCAAGCCACGAUCCCAACGGGCGUAUGCCCCCUCUUUUCUUGUGGACGUUACCGCAUCUGGGUGGCAAAUGAAGUUCGCCCCAUAGAGAGCGAAGGGGCACCCCUAAUUGCCUCCUGGCCAUUCCAACAGGAAAUGGCAGGUGCCGCUCUUGCGCCCCUUCUCAACUCUAUGGUUGCUUCUGCCAUUGGCCAACCGGCGGCGCCUCCAGUAGGAAAUGACCUAAGCAGCGCCCGGUAGUAGCCCCCUCUUCUGGCUAGAAAGUGCCACUGCAUCUACAUUAAUGGACUAUUUCUCUCCCUCCCCCCCCCCCCUUCUUGUCAUAUGUGGGCAGGCACUAAAAUAGCUCUUUUGACAAAGCAGGAUAAAUACUGCAGGGUAGAACCAAUCAUUCCCGACCCCCGUCGGCGCAAUGAAUAAAAGGACUUCUCUCGUU
Molecule: messenger RNA, 2634 nt
Organism: Elgaria multicarinata webbii
Lineage: Eukaryota; Metazoa; Chordata; Lepidosauria; Squamata; Anguidae
Gene: APH1A
Product: aph-1 homolog A, gamma-secretase subunit
Exons: 7
Coding region: 59-856 (265 amino acids)
Biological process (GO): Notch signaling pathway; Notch receptor processing; positive regulation of catalytic activity
Cellular component (GO): endoplasmic reticulum; membrane; gamma-secretase complex
Molecular function (GO): protein-macromolecule adaptor activity
Source: RefSeq, a predicted model, not a curated record